Messenger RNA from Podospora bellae-mahoneyi, 2320 nucleotides. RefSeq lists its product as uncharacterized. Gene Ontology annotation, molecular function: RNA binding; double-stranded DNA binding. The transcript is spliced from 3 exons. Lineage: Eukaryota; Fungi; Ascomycota; Sordariomycetes; Sordariales; Podosporaceae. Gene Ontology annotation, biological process: poly(A)+ mRNA export from nucleus. The record is from RefSeq and is a predicted model, not a curated record. The coding region runs from base 1 to 1605 and encodes 534 amino acids.
AUGAGUCUCGCAAUCCAAUUCCUGACCAAGAUACGCGGCUUUGCCCUCGAGGCAGACGGCGCCAGCCUCAAAGACUGGCUGCAGGUCGAGAACGAUGUCCCGGAUAUAUACUACAACCUGGCGCACGAGAUCAGAUCGAACUAUCCAGACAACGGGAGUGACGCCCUCGAGAAAUUCGUCGACAACUGUCUUCCAGAGGAAGAUAACGUGCCAGAGGGGAAGGGGUCGCCGUGGCCGGGGUUUAAUUCUUUCAUUAAGGACUACCUCGAGUACUGGCGCGAUGUGAACUUUGACGAUGUUGUCAAUGUUUACACUAGGCUCAGUGAGCUGUUGAUAUCAUGCGCCAACGCGCUUGCUAAUCCGACCUAUGGUGUUAUGCUCCUUCCGACGAGCAUGGCCUUGUCGGAAUCCCUGUCGAAGCUGGUUAUGAGCCUGACUAGACAGCCGGAGGUUCUAGCGUUGAUAGAAGGGGAUGAGACGGGUGACGGGGAGAGCAAGUCGGUUGUUGAGAUGGCGGCGGAUAUUAUCCAAAAGUUUUUCACGUCUUGUCUGGGUGACCGCUCCAGCACGAGAUGGGCACCGCCAAAGGGGAAAAAGGUGGCGGUUUAUCUCUUUGCGAAUCUAACUCUUAAACUCCUCUUUGCCUGCGAAAAAUCUCACCUCGCCGUCCAAAUGUUCACCAACCUCUCCACCUCUGGUCCAGCCCUGGCCUUGUACCCGGCCUCGCAGAGGGUAACCUUCCUCUACUACCUCGGCCGCUUCAACUUUGACAACGCGCACUACUUUCGCGCGCACAUGUGCCUCGAGGAGGCCUACAGGCAGUGCCACACCUCAUUUCUCAAACACCGGCGCCAGAUUCUCACUUGGUGGAUCCCCUCCAACAUGCUCUGCGGCCGGUUCCCGUCGGUGAACCUCCUCUCCCGGCCGGACGCAGCUGGGUUUGGGGAGGUUUUCCUCCCGAUAUGCAGGGCUGUGAGGUCGGGGAAUUUUGUGGCGUUUCGUGCGGCGUUGGAGGGGAAGAGGGAGUGGUUGUGGGAGAGGGGGUUGUAUCUGGUUUUUCUGUAUCGUCUCAAGCCCUUGCUUUGGAGGUCGCUGACGAGGAAGACGUUUCUGUUGAGGUCGGGGAUGAUGGAUGAUGCGGUGGGGGGAAAGGGGGGGGAGGGUAAUAAGGCUGCUUCGUUGGCUUUUGAGGAUGUGGUGACUACGGCGACGUAUGUGCAGAGAUUGCUCGAGGGGUAUACUCAGGCCGGAUUUGGGGAACUUGUCCCUCCGCUGGGGGGGCCGAAGUACUUGAUGCCGUCCGAGGGGUUAAUUUUUGGGAAUAAGAAGCCGGAUGUGGACAGUGUCGAGAGUGUUGUUGCGGGCUUGGUUUACGGGGGGUUGCUGCAGGGGUUUAUUGCGAGGCAGCAGGGGAAGUUUGCGGUGGAGGGGGCGAAGAGGUACGGGGGGAAUGCGGUCAGGGCUGGGUGGCCUGGGGUGUAUGAAGCGCUUGGGCAAAGGUUUAGGGAGAGCUGGGAGGAGGGGUUGGAGGCUGCGGAUAGGGGGGAGGGGGAGGUGGUGGGGGAGUUUGGGGAGUGUCCUGGUUGGGUGAGGGAUUCGAGCUGAGAUACUCAGCUUUCUUGGUAUGGGAAUGGGAUUUUGGUUGAGUAUGGUUGGUUAGAGUUCAUGAGGGUUAAGGAUGGUGGUGGGGGUGACGGGCAUUGUGGAAGGUUAGGCGAUGGCGAGGAGCUUGUGUGGUCGAUGAGGUGAAUGAAAGACGAAGGAGAACUAUCUCUGGUGAUUUUGUAUGACACAGCACGGGAGUAAUGAUAACACAGCAUUUGACCACGGGGGCUUUUACGAGGUUGUGGCUUGAGGUUGUGACACCUGCACUGCUUUAUGUCUAUUUAGAUGGCCAAGCUGCUGGACAGCACGAGGCUCAUGAUGCCAAUCGGAUCUUGGAGCAAUGUUGUGGAUAGGGGGGAUAGGGGUUGCUAGACAGCAUACGAGCGUUCGAAUGUCGGGUGUCUAAUCAGGGAUUUUAAGGCUUGUCCCCGGAGGCAUGUGGAUCGGAUACGGGUGCUUUUGAUGUCUGUUCAUCAGGACCUUUCCUGUCCAACGAGUAUCCCGCAUGUUGGGAAGCCUGUUCAAAGGUGUGGUAGAUAGAGGUUCACCACCCUCUAACUGCCGUGGAACAUGGGGAUAGAAUCCAACAUUAGGUUGUGAGUUGGUGCGUACAAGAAAGAGCCGCGCGUCCAAGGUGGAAACAGAAGGGUUAAGUAAUCAUCAUCAAACAGCUCUGUCAUCAAUGAGUGAUGGAAGGGGAAGGGUGGACUAGCAA